This is a messenger RNA of Epithele typhae, 705 nucleotides long. Its product is annotated as putative endo-1,4-beta-xylanase. The transcript has 3 exons. The coding region runs from base 1 to 705 and encodes 234 amino acids. The record is from RefSeq and is a predicted model, not a curated record. Gene Ontology annotation, molecular function: hydrolase activity, hydrolyzing O-glycosyl compounds. Gene Ontology annotation, biological process: xylan catabolic process. Lineage: Eukaryota; Fungi; Basidiomycota; Agaricomycetes; Polyporales; Epitheliaceae.
AUGGCCCGUCUCUUCAGCAUCAUCCUCGCUCUCACCGCCGCCCUCGGUGUCCUCGCGACGCCCAUCGCCGAGCCCGCGGCGACGGUCGACGAGUCCGCGAGCUUCGACAACGCGACGAUGGUCUCCUUCGACAAGCGCUCCCUUGGGAACACCCAGGGCACCAACAACGGCUACUUCUACACUGUCUACUCCGACUCGGGCGUCACCGGAAGCUACAGCAACGGCGGCGGCGGCUCCUACUCCGUCAACUGGGGCGGUAGCGGCGACAUGGUCGUCGGCAAGGGCUGGAACCCCGGCUCCGCUCGCACGAUCAACUACAGCGGCUCGUUCAAGCCGAACGGGAACGGGUACCUCUCCGUGUACGGCUGGUCGACGAGCCCCCUGAUCGAGUACUACAUCGUCGAGUCGUACGGGACGUACAACCCCAGCACGGGCGCGACCUACAAGGGCACCGUGAACAGCGACGGCGGCACGUACAACAUCUACACCGCGCAGCGCGUCAACGCACCGUCCAUCCAGGGCACGCAGACGUUCACCCAGUUUUGGUCCGUCCGGACGAGCAAGCGCGUCGGCGGCACGGUCACGACCGCCAACCACUUCAACGCGUGGAAGAAGCUCGGGAUGUCGCUCGGGACGUUCAACUACCAGAUCCUCGCCACCGAGGGCUACUCCUCGACCGGCUCCGCGAGCAUCACCGUCUCCUAA